Molecule: messenger RNA, 672 nt
Organism: Penicillium samsonianum
Lineage: Eukaryota; Fungi; Ascomycota; Eurotiomycetes; Eurotiales; Aspergillaceae
Product: SIMPL domain-containing protein
Exons: 1
Coding region: 1-672 (223 amino acids)
Biological process (GO): DNA damage response
Cellular component (GO): external side of plasma membrane
Source: RefSeq, a predicted model, not a curated record
AUGGCUCCCCUAACAAUCAUAGUCACGGGCAAAUCAACCGUCACCCACGCGCCAGAACGUGGCACUCUCAGGUUCUCAGUAAAAGGAAAUGGUCCCGAGCAAGAAAAAGUCGCCAAGGAAGUGGCAACAUCAUCGACCAACCUACAAAACUGGAUUAAAUCAAAGUUUUAUUCCUGGACCGACGGCGACCGCGAGGCCCCUCUGACAACAUUCUCAUCCACGAGUAUCAGAACCUGGACAAAGUCAACAGAUAGACACGACCAGCCCGUGCCAAAUCCGCACCAUGCCAGUAUGUCCUUCAAAGCUGUCUUCCGCGACUUCACGAAAUUGAACCACGCGAUCGAAGAAUUGCUGGUUUAUCCCAAGGUGGAAAUCGACGGUCUGGAUUGGAGUCUCACGGACGAAACUGGCAGACGACUGGCUUCGGAUGCGCGCAAAUUGGCACUGCGCGAUGCUAUUCAACAAGCUGAUGACUAUUCGGAAGUUCUUGGACGCGAUGUUUCGGUGGUGGAAAUUGCCGACCAAGGAAUGACUCCUUACAGGGCUACUCACAGACACAUGAUGGCUGCUAGUUUUGGUACUCACCCUGGGGAGGACCCUGUGCCGCUGGACCUUACGCCUCAGGAUAUUGAUGUUGAUAGUCAGGUCAAUGUCACUUUUCAAGCUGCGUGA